GGCUAUAAACAGUUGAUUAGAUAAUGAAACCAGCCAUAGAAGUCAUGUGCAUGUGUAUGCAGCCGCUGAUGCUUAGUGAGUGGAAUUCCACAGAACAUUUACCUGAAGGCAGCGCUUCCUUGGAACUCCGCGACACGUGAUUAGAUCCGUCACGUAUACAGGAUUUGCUGCUUUAAGAGCACGCCACAACCCACACUGCCAGCAUAAGUGCUGACUCCAACCAGCAGUAACAUUACCGUCGAUAAAGCAGAGCACUCUAUCAAUUGUGGAAGAUGUCUUGUGAAGGGAUCCAUCUGCAUCACCCGGUCACCAUGCCUGAAAAUGAAGAGCUCGAGUGUGUGGUGUGCUUCUACAAGUACUCACGCAGCCACAGGAUCCCACGGGUCCUCCACUGCAACCACACCUUCUGCGCUCCCUGCCUGGAGAAACUGUGCAAGGUGGAUGGCAUCAUCCGCACGGUCUCCUGCCCUCUGUGCCGCUGGAUUACCUGCACACGGGCCAGCCUGACCCUGCCCGGGUCCUUGUGGGUCAACACAGAGAUCUGGGACCAGAUUGCAGAGGAGCAGCAGGGGAGGGACGACGAAUCAAUGGACGCUUUGUAUUACAUGAAGACUGGAAUUGUCAAGUCAACACUCCCUUACUCAAGACAGACUGGUUUCAUGUCCACACUACAGAAAAUGUUCAGCUGUGUGCUGCUGCCGGGACAUGAGAUGGACGGCUGCUGACAGUUUAACAGCACGUGAAAUUACUGCGACAUCUCCCUUUCUCGUCAGGUCUGAACAGACCGACCCAGUGACUGCGAUUUGCAUGGCCAAGUUGCUUGUAAUGGACAGACAUCUCAGGUGGCCCCCACGCCUCGGUCGGCAUUCUGCUCUUGGAAGAAGCGAAGGCCUGAGAGGCUUUGUGGAAGGUUCUGUAAGUGUUUAAAACUCUUUUCGUGUUGACCUGGGAGGCGGUUUUGAAAAGAGUUGCACUGAUUGUAAGUUUUGAUCUGUGACUUUGUUCUAAAGUAUUGUUGUAUAGAUUUUUUUUUAUCACAAUAGGAAUAACUGCAAAAUAUUAACAAAUUAAAUAUGAAGUACUCAUUCUGAUUUAAAGCACAUUAUUCAGUGGUAUGAGGGAUGUUGUGUUUUGUUCUAUUUUAUUCCAUUAUUCUUAAAUUAUUUAUAUAUGUAUAUAUUAAUCCUUAGAUCCUUAAAGUUCAUGUUAACUUUAAUGCAGAAUGUAUUCUGAUUUAUUUAUUUAACAUAAAUAAAACGCUAACUGCUGAUUUGUUGACUCAUCUUAGACAUUUCCUGUUCAAUAAGUUAAGAAACAUCUGUGAAAUUUAGUGUUUGAGACAUGAAGAAUAAUGUUCUAGUAAAAUAAGAUGGACAGCAUUUUAUGUAAUGUUAUCUUGGUUAGUCUCCACUGUUUGUUUGUAUUUAAAUGUUUCUUCUACCUUUGGCUGUGUAAAGUGGGCAUCCCAAAAUAUAUGGCUGUACAUUUAUAUUAUUCAUUUGAUAAAUGUUGAACAUUGAUUAAAAAGAAAUGAUACAAGUGCA
Dicentrarchus labrax (European seabass) is the source of this 1544-nucleotide messenger RNA. RefSeq names its product RING finger protein 208. Gene Ontology annotation, molecular function: ubiquitin protein ligase activity. Gene Ontology annotation, biological process: protein ubiquitination. The record is from RefSeq and is a predicted model, not a curated record. The coding region runs from base 273 to 725 and encodes 150 amino acids. NCBI's taxonomy places the organism in Eukaryota, Metazoa, Chordata, Actinopteri, Moronidae. The transcript has 3 exons.